This is a messenger RNA of Anneissia japonica, 1292 nucleotides long. RefSeq names its product acid ceramidase-like. NCBI's taxonomy places the organism in Eukaryota, Metazoa, Echinodermata, Crinoidea, Comatulida, Comatulidae. Gene Ontology annotation, biological process: fatty acid metabolic process. Gene Ontology annotation, molecular function: N-acylsphingosine amidohydrolase activity; fatty acid amide hydrolase activity. The record is from RefSeq and is a predicted model, not a curated record. The transcript has 12 exons. The coding region runs from base 78 to 1259 and encodes 393 amino acids. Gene Ontology annotation, cellular component: lysosome.
CACAUGAUAGGCGUUCUCUCACAUGACCAAAAUAAACAGAGAAGGAAUAACAGCGAGGAUUUAUUCUUUUCGUCACUAUGCAGAAAGUUAUUUUAGUUGCAAUUUCACUGUACAUUGGAAUAUUAUUUGACAGUACACUAUCUCAAGAUGUACCUCCGUUCACAGAAGAUUGUAGGACAGAUGCUUAUCCACCAAACGAGAAAGAUCGAGUAAAAACAUUUGUGCUGAAUUUAGAUCUCCCACCGAAGGAAAGAUGGUCAAAUUUGGCAAAGGAAAAAGCCCCCGAGUUAAAAGCAAUGAUUCAAAGUAUCAUCGAUUUAGUUGGAUCAGUCGUCAAUGUUACCGAAGCUAUUGCAUUUAUUGACAAAGAGUUUGCCUUGCUUGCAGAUCAGUUACCAGCACCGUAUGGUGAUGAGAUGAAGGGUAUUGCUACUGCAGCGGAUAUUCCUCUUGGACAAGUGGUAUUGUACAAUGUUUUCUAUGAAAUAUUUACUCUAUGUACUUCAAUCAUUGCUGAGGCUCCUAAUGGGACAUUGUAUCAUGCUCGGAACUUGGACUUUGGUCUCUUCCUUGGUUGGGAUACAGAAAAUGACAAAUGGGCACUGACUGAGAAACUUCGUCCACUAAUCAUAAAUGUAGACUACCAGUCAGGGGGUAAGACUGUUGCCCGUGCUGUUCAUUUUACCGGCUACAUCGGCGUUUUAACAGGCGUGAAACCCGGAGUGUUGACAUUGUCUAUGAAUGAGAGAUUCCAGUUGGACGGUGGAUACGUUGGUUUUAUCAAGUGGCUUUUAGGAGACCAUAGUGGCAAAUGGAUGGGAUUCUUCCUACGGGAAACAUUGGUGUCUUCCGCAAGUUAUGAGGCGGCCAAGAGUUCCAUCAUGACUGAGGAACUUCUUGCUCCAGCUUACUUCAUUCUUGGUGGUAACAGUUCAGGCCAAGGCUGUGUCAUCACAAGAUCAAGGGAAACGAUGGACAACCUUGAAGAAUUAAAGAAAACUGAAAGUGGUUGGUUUAUUCUUCAAACCAAUUACGAUAACUGGAAAACCCCUCCGUUCUUUGAUGACCGUCGAACCCCAGCCACAAAGUGCAUGAACAAAAUGACAAAGGAGAAAGCUGGAUUGGCUGGAAUAUACAACGUUCUUUCCACAAAACCAGUAAUGAACCUUUUGACAACGUACACUGCUCUCAUGCAAGUAAAUUCUGGUUAUUUGGAAACUUACAUUCGAGAUUGUCCACAACCAUGCUUUCCCUGGUAAAGGAAGUUGAAUAAAAAAAAUGACACUAAAUUU